Adineta steineri is the source of this 528-nucleotide messenger RNA. Lineage: Eukaryota; Metazoa; Rotifera; Eurotatoria; Adinetida; Adinetidae. The record is from the annotation of a GenBank genome assembly.
AUGGCCGGCGAACAAGAUACACAAGAAGUUGCUGCAAUUAAAACUCAAAUUGAAUCAUGGCUUAAAACAAACAAUAAUACACUUAAAUUAGAUUUAACUAAUAAUACUCUUGAUUUUAAGAAAAUUUGUGAUACUCUUUUUACGAGUGAUCAAGCUACAAUAAGAAUUACUCUUGGUUUUAAAGAUGACAAUUUAACAAAAAAUUCUUCACUUGAUCAAUUCCGUUCAAAUUUUAAUUUUGUUGCAUUGGAUCGUCUUCCGAUACCUGGCCUUGAUGGUGUUCCAUCACAAUGGAAUAUUUAUCCUCAAACUCCGAUGUCAUCAUUUUCUGAAGGUGUCACUCUCGAACAUUAUGAUCCAAAUACACAAAUAUUACAAAUACAUAUUCAAACAAAUUUUUUUGCUAUCUAUGGAAGUGUUCCACAAGAACAUCCAAUGAUGGAUGCUGCAGCACCAAAUGGUACUUAUUUACAAGUCCGACGUGAUAUUAAAGGCGAUAUUAAACUUAAUGCUAAACUCAAUUUUUAA